Messenger RNA from Monoraphidium neglectum, 573 nucleotides. RefSeq lists its product as hypothetical. The transcript is spliced from 3 exons. Lineage: Eukaryota; Viridiplantae; Chlorophyta; Chlorophyceae; Sphaeropleales; Selenastraceae. The record is from RefSeq and is a predicted model, not a curated record. The coding region runs from base 1 to 573 and encodes 190 amino acids.
AUGACCCUCGGCGGCCUCGCCGCCACCGCGCCGCAGGACGCCACGCGCACCGCGUUUGGCCAGGUCAGCCAGUACCUGCUCGUCCCGGUCGGCCUCGGCAUGGCGUGGGCGGCGAAGCAGAUCACCGACUCCGGCCUGCACGAGACGAAGUGGUUCCUGCCGCGCAUGACUGCGGCGUUGGUCGUGGUUUACUUUCUGCUGGUGAAGCUGCUGUACAGGGCCGACCCGAACGCCAUUUACGACCUCACCCGCCGCCAGCGCCCCCGCCUCUCUGGCCCCAUGGCUGAUAUCCGCGCCGCCGCCGGCGACCGCGAGCUGCUGCCCGGCGGCGGCCUCAUAUCCAACAACAACGGCCCGGCCGCCGGCCGCCUGGGGUCGGCGCGCGCGUACAGGCCGCUUAGGCCUGGGGAGAAGGACUACAUCGACGAUCUAGCCUGGUACGAGGGGCGCUAUCCGGACGAGAGCGGCGCCGCCCCGGGCGGCGGCGGCGUCGCGGGGGGCGCGCGGGAACGGGCCGUGGCGCCGAGGGGGCGCAACGCGAGGAGCUUCUUGCCGUCGGCUGACGAGCCGUAG